CUCUUUUGUAGAGUUUUUCAUGUCAUGCUGACUUCUAACUGCCAGCAUCCAUCUUUCAGAAUUGCACAGGAAGAAUUUAAAGGAGGGAGUAGAGGUCAGGUCCGAUGGGUUACUUUUACUGGACAUAAGCAAAUGCUUUUUUUCUUUUUUUUCUUUUGCAGAGUAAAGAUGGGAAAACACCUUUGCACAUGACAGCAAUCCACGGUAGAUUUUCAAGAUCUCAAACCAUCAUUCAAAAUGGAGCUGAAAUAGACUGUGAAGAUAAGAAUGGAAAUACUCCUUUGCACAUAGCAGCUAGAUAUGGCCAUGAGCUAUUAAUCAACACUCUGAUUACGAGUGGUGCUGACACUGCAAAGCGGGGUAUACAUGGGAUGUUUCCUCUCCAUUUGGCAGCAUUAAGUGGAUUUUCAGACUGCUGCAGAAAGCUCCUUUCAUCAGGUUUUGACAUAGACACCCCAGAUGACUUUGGCAGAACUUGUCUUCAUGCAGCUGCAGCUGGAGGGAAUUUGGAGUGCCUAAAUCUUCUGCUGAAUACUGGAGCAGACUUCAACAAAAAGGACAGAUUUGGGAGAACUCCACUCCAUUAUGCUGCUGCCAAUUGUAAUUAUCAGUGCCUGUUUGCCCUUGUGGGAUCUGGAGCUAGUGUGAACGACCUUGAUGAGAGGGGUUGUACACCUCUGCACUAUGCAGCCGCAUCAGACACAGAUGGAAAGUGCCUGGAAUACUUGCUAAGAAAUGAUGCCAAUCCAGGGAUCCGAGACAAGCAAGGAUACAAUGCAGUUCAUUAUUCUGCUGCUUAUGGUCAUCGCUUAUGUCUUGAAUUGAUUGCGAGUGAAACGCCUCUAGAUGUUCUAAUGGAAACAUCAGGUACUGACAUGCUGAACGAUUCAGACAACAGAGCACCUAUAAGUCCACUGCAUUUAGCUGCCUACCACGGCCACCAUCAAGCUCUGGAAGUGCUGGUACAGUCGCUGCUAGACCUCGAUGUGAGGAAUAACAAUGGAAGGACACCACUGGAUCUUGCUGCCUUCAAGGGACACGUCGAAUGUGUAGAUGUGCUCAUUAAUCAGGGAGCAUCAAUCUUGGUGAAAGAUUAUGUUGUAAAGAGAACCCCAAUACACGCAGCAGCUACAAAUGGUCACUCUGAAUGUUUGCGACUAUUGAUAGGAAAUGCAGAACCACAGAAUGCAGUGGACAUUCAAGAUGGAAAUGGACAGACUCCUUUGAUGUUGUCUGUUCUCAAUGGGCACACGGACUGUGUUUAUUCACUUCUCAACAAGGGAGCAAAUGUAGAUGCCAAAGAUAAGUGGGGAAGGACAGCAUUACACAGAGGGGCAGUUACUGGGCAUGAGGAAUGUGUGGAAGCACUACUUCAACAUGGUGCUAAGUCCUUAUUAAGAGACUGUAGGGGGCGAACCCCUAUACAUUUGUCAGCUGCCUGUGGGCAUAUAGGUGUUCUAGGAGCUCUCUUGCAGUCAGCUACAUCUGUGGAUGCAAUACCUGCAAUAGCAGACAAUCAUGGCUAUACGUCGCUGCACUGGGCCUGUUACAAUGGUCACGACAGUUGUGUAGAACUUCUCCUGGAACAAGAAGUUUUUCAGAAAAUGGAAGGAAAUUCUUUCAGUCCAUUGCAUUGUGCUGUGAUAAAUGACAAUGAAGGUGCUGCAGAAAUGUUAAUUGAUACAUUAGGUGCUGGUAUUGUAAAUUCAACAGAUUCAAAGGGAAGGACCCCUCUUCAUGCAGCAGCUUUCACAGAUCAUGUUGAGUGUCUACAGCUUCUACUCAGUCACAAUGCUCAAGUAAAUGCUGUAGAUGCUUCUGGGAAAACACCUUUAAUGAUGGCUGCAGAAAAUGGACAGACAAAUACUGUUGAGGUGCUGGUUAGCAGUGCUAAGGCUGAUCUGACUUUGCAAGAUAGUUGUAAGAACACAGCACUCCAUUUGGCUUGCAGCAAGGGUCAUGAAACUAGUGCCUUGUUAAUACUGGAGAAGAUUACAGACAGAAACCUCAUCAAUGCCACCAACGCAGCCUUGCAAACACCUCUGCAUGUUGCUGCUCGAAAUGGACUAACAGUUGUAGUUCAAGAACUCUUAGGAAAGGGAGCAAGUGUACUUGCUGUGGAUGAAAACGGUUACACACCAGCUUUGGCCUGUGCUCCCAACAAGGAUGUGGCCGAUUGCCUCGCGCUUAUCCUGGCCACGAUGAUGCCCGUUUCAUCAAGCAGCACAUUGCCUUCCCUUACGUUCAAUGCCAUUAAUCAUUACACCAACACCUCUAAAACAGUCACCUUCGAUUCCUUGCCAAUCAUGAGGAGUGAUCAUAGCUCUUACUGUACUUUCAACAAUAUUGGCAGGGAGGAUGGCUACCCCUAUACAGAAGAAGACGAACUCAAUGACUCAGAUUCUGAGACCUAUUGAACACUGCAUUUUGUAGGGCUGAAGAGUGACCCCUAAUGCUGGAAGUCGUCACAUCUGUGCUUUUGAAAAAAGCUGUUGGAAUUUGAAUACAAAAAGAGGACCGACCUUUGGAAGAUGCUUUUUAUUGUGGUUGCAUAUAACAAAACAAAAUCCAUGAGACUCUGGAAGGAUUUUUAAGAGCAUAUUUUGCAGAAGAAGCAGAAAUUCUUGAAUAAAUUCUUGGAAACCGUGGCAAAAAAAAAAAAUUUAAAGAAUGUCAAAACUGCUUUAUUUAACCAUUCUGUUUCUGGUGCCAGGAGUAACUUCUGCAGACUGGGCACCCUCGUUGAUGUAAAUGAACGACACUGUUGUACAACACAGAGGAUACUAGAUUUAAAUAUUGUCAAUAAAACGAAAAUCAUUUUGAAGGCAAUAAAAGCGUUUGGUACAGUAGGCAUUGUUUGUGCUGCAAACUGCCAAAGGACCAAAUAACUUAAAAGGUUGUUUUUGUUUUUGUUUUUUUUAAUUAAAUACAUUUUUGUGAAAACUGGAAUAGAUUAUUUGAGAAGUUGUUUUAACCAAACCUUAAUUACUUCUGGGAAAGAAGCUUAGAUUUGGUUUUAAGCGUUGACUUUUUUUUUUGUUUACCAUCUAAAAACCUUCCAGCACUAUUAAAUGUACCAUGAAAGAAAGCAGAUUUAUUUUUAAGUUUUCUUUUUCUUUUUGACAACACGAAAAUGGAACUUGUUGUACUUUUGUAAUACUAAAACUAAACCAGCUAACAAGGUGAAGUCAGGGUGAAAAAUGUACAGUGUAAUAAACAAGGGAAGGGUGGGAGACGGGGGAGGGAAACGGUCAUUGUUGCACAGGUUUAGACUGUUAAACUUUGGAUUGAAUUGAGAUUUUUUUUUAAUUUAAAAUACAUAACUUGGAAACUAUGAAACUGCAUAAAGAGAAUGGAAAUGUCUCCAUAACCCCACUGGGACUGAGAGUUCUUUGCAACGAUUGGUCUGCUUCCUUGCAUCGAAAAAAUUGUACGUAAAGUUCAAAUUGUAAAUCCCUAUCACUUCUUUUUUCUUUUUUCUUUUUUUUUUUUUUUUAAAUCCUGGAGUUACUGGGGGAGGGGGAGGUGAAUUUAAAAGUGUAUUUCCCUAUUAGAAAGAAGUACAGUGUCUGGUCUGUGGGAAGAGCUGUGUAUCUUUGUUGUGCUCCAUUUAGAAAUGAACAGCAGAAGCAGGUCCCCUAAUGUAGUUCAGCCUCACCUGAAGAUUUUUAUCUUUUUUAUUUAUAACAGACUACUGCAUUUUUUUAAUUGCCUGAAGAAUGAAAAAGUGACAUAAGCAAGCUGAAGUUUUAUCUGUUAAAUAUGCAUAUUUACUUUAUUUGGUUCUGCUUUAACUACAACUGUUACUUUUCAAGUGAAAUGGCUUAUGUACAUGCAAGGAUUCCUUGCGUGUCCUGGUAAAGUACAAAUAAAUUACUGCAAACCGAAUCAAAUUUCCUUUUUAUCCUUUUUGUAUUGUGAAACUGGAAAUCUUUAUGAUAUUGUAAAUUAUCAGCUGGUUUUCUGAACAUAAAGUGGAAACACGGGACAAUAUUUUGAUCUGUUUGAUAAUUUUGUGGGUUUUUUUGAAGAAUUAAUGAGCAUGUACAUAGAAAUAGUGACUGCUUGAAUACUGUAUUUACCUGCACUCUUUCAGUACUUCAAGAUUCUUGUAUAUUUUACGGAAUAUAAUAAAACCCAAAUGUGAGUUCUA
This is a messenger RNA of Meleagris gallopavo (turkey), 4153 nucleotides long. NCBI's taxonomy places the organism in Eukaryota, Metazoa, Chordata, Aves, Galliformes, Phasianidae. The record is from RefSeq and is a predicted model, not a curated record.